AAGCCUGCCUCAAUAACAAAUUAAUCACUGAUUCACUGACGCUGCGAGGGGGAGACACACACCCAGUUGCUUGUAUCUUUGAAUUUGGCUUUGCCUAGGUGUGAAAUUUUCCUUCUGAGCAAAAGCAAUUCUUCCUAGAAAGAAAAAGAAAAAACAACGAAGGAAUUCAGAAAUGAAUAGUUCAUCACCAGCUCAUUCUUCAAUAUCAACCACAACAAUAAUGGGAGGGAAUAGCAGCAAUGCUGCUUUGUCCACGGAGGAGUUCCAUAUCCCACCUGAUCUCAUUUCAAUUCAAGAGCGCAAAGACGAGGCCUUGCUCGUUCUAAAAUCAGAUCUGAUGGCUUCACUUGAUAAGGAGGUUAAAUCCUUGGAUGAAGAUAACUGGAAGUUUGAGGGACCUCGCUCCCAUAUCCACCUUUUAUCAAGACGAGACCCCUGCAGACAAGCUAAGAAGUUGACUGCUUUUAGCCCACUACUUAGUUGAAGGUGGUUUUUUUCACCAGCGGACAGAAAUUUCGAAGAAUUUGAAUUUGGCUCCACCAAAAUAGUUCAGAAUACUUAGAACGGAAGCAUAGUCCACGUGAACAAUUAAGAGGUUGUGCUUCUCCCUCCCUCUCUCUCUCUUCCUGGCACUCAUGUAACCUUUUCAAAUUAAUUAAAGCUGGUCAAGUGGUGAAAUUCAUCUCGAGCAACAUAUAUUCAUGGAAGGGCUUAAAGUUUCUGACCGCUACAGAACAUACUAUGUAAUGUAGAGUUAGGCCGAGUGAAAGGUUUCUAUCGGUGAUGACCUACUAGGUGUGGCUGUGUGCUUGAGCAGACUUGUGUAUGUUGAUAAAUUGUAACGUUGGCUUAUAAGACGGAUUCUUACUUUCUAA
Carya illinoinensis is the source of this 875-nucleotide messenger RNA. Its product is annotated as protein SAMBA. NCBI's taxonomy places the organism in Eukaryota, Viridiplantae, Streptophyta, Magnoliopsida, Fagales, Juglandaceae. Bases 173 to 484 code for a protein of 103 amino acids. The transcript is spliced from 4 exons. The record is from RefSeq and is a predicted model, not a curated record. Gene Ontology annotation, biological process: negative regulation of organ growth. Gene Ontology annotation, molecular function: anaphase-promoting complex binding.